This is a messenger RNA of Cynara cardunculus var. scolymus (artichoke), 2772 nucleotides long. RefSeq lists its product as uncharacterized. Bases 1 to 2772 code for a protein of 923 amino acids. NCBI's taxonomy places the organism in Eukaryota, Viridiplantae, Streptophyta, Magnoliopsida, Asterales, Asteraceae. The record is from RefSeq and is a predicted model, not a curated record. Gene Ontology annotation, molecular function: nucleic acid binding. The transcript is spliced from 5 exons. Gene Ontology annotation, biological process: DNA integration.
AUGGCAAAGAGUAGGGAAAUGGAGAAAGAGCAAGAGGUAAGCCCGAAACCGAUUCAAGAUAAGAAACAAUCGGGAUCCACUGACGAUAUAAGUGAGAAAGCAAAGGUAAUUCCACCUCCCUUUCCUACGCAUUUUCAAAUGUCUAACAAAGCUAGAGAGGAAAAGGAAACCCUAGAAACUUUUAGGAAGGUCGAGGUAAAUAUCCCUCUUUUAGACGCAAUCAAGCAAGUCCCUCGUUACGCUAAAUUUUUGAAAGAAUUGUGCACCAACAAAAGAAAACUUAGGGGUAACGAGACGAUUAAUAUGAGUGAGAAUGUAUCUGCCGUGCUUCAAAAGAAGCUACCCCCAAAGUGCAAAGAUCCUGGUGUUUUCACCAUUCCUUGCAAAUUGGGGAAUGUUACGAUCAAUAGGGCUAUGCUUGAUUUGGGUGCAUCUAUCAAUGUGAUGCCAUUUUCUAUCUUUAAGACUCUAAAUGUAGGCCCCUUACAAGAAACCGGGGUGGUCAUUCAAUUGGCCGAUAGGUCCCUUGUACACCCGAAAGGGGUAUUAGAGGAUUUAUCGGUUCAAGUGAAUGAACUUGUUUUCCCCGCUGAUUUCUAUGUCAUUGAUAUGGAGGAGGAUUCACAUCCAAAAUCCACAUCCAUCUUGUUAGGGAGGCCAUUUUUGAAAACUUCAAAAACAAAGAUAGAUGUUCACAAUGGCACACUUUCCAUGGAAUUUGAUGGUAACAUCAUCCAUUUUAAUAUCUAUAAAGCCAUGCGUUUUCCAAGUGAUGUAUCAUCUCUAUGUACCAUUGACAUUAUUGAACCUAUUUCUCAAGAGUUGUUUGAACUAACACAUUUUGAUGCUUUAGACACCAUCUUAAGUAGGUCUUUGAAUGAAGCGAGAGUAACCAAACUCAUGAAGAAGAUUGAGCUCAGUCCCGAGUUUCACGAGCUAGCACCAGAACUAGAGUUGAAGAAACUUCCUGAGCAUCUCAAGUAUGCGUAUCUAGCAGAAGGAGAGAAGCUACCGGUCAUCAUUUCAAGUAGAUUAGACUCAUCCAAGGAAAAGAAGCUUGUUUCCGUGCUAAAACAAUUCAAGAAGGCCAUUGGGUGGACGAUAGCCGACAUAAAAGGCUUGAGCCCAUCAACUUGCAUGCACAAGAUUUUGAUGGAGGAUGACUUCAAGCCAUUUCGCGAGGCUCAAAGGAGGUUGAAUCCACCCAUGAUGGAGGUUGUUCCAAAGAAGGUCGGGGUGACAGUAGUGGAAAAUGCCGAGGGAGUGAUGGUUCCAACAAAAAUGCUCGAGAGACUGGCAGGACAUGUCAUCUCGAGUAAAGGUAUUGAAGUAGAUAGAGCUAAAGUAGAUGUUAUCAAAAGCUUACCCUACCCCACUUCGGUGAGGGAAGUCCGGUCAUUUUUGGGUCAUGCAGGUUUCUAUAGGCGCUUCAUUAAGGAUUUCUCGUGCAUUACUCGAUUGAUGUGCAAUCUACUUCAAAAGGAUGUGGAGUUCAGGUUUGAUGAGAAAUGCAAGGAAGCUUUUGAUAAGCUUAAAGAGAUGCUCACAUCCGCCCCCAUUAUGAGACCACCGAAUUGGGAUCUUCCCUUUGAGAUUAUGUGUGACGCAAACAACUAUGCUAUCGGAGCGGUACUCGGGCAAAGGGUUGGAAAGAACCCGCACGUUGUUUAUUAUGUUUCGAGAACCCCUGAUAGCGCACAAGCAAACUACUCCACCACGGAGAAGGAAUUGCUUGUGGUUGUCUUCGCAUUAGAAAAUUUUCGUCAAUAUCUCUUAGGUACUAAAGUUAUAGUUUUUACAGAUCAUGCGGCGUUGCUAUAUUUGAUGACAAAGAAGGAUGCCAAACCAAGGCUCACCCAAUGGAUUUUGUUGCUACAAGAAUUCAACCUGGAGAUUAGAGACAAAAGUGGAACAYAUAAUUUAGUAGCAGAUCACUUGAGCCGGAUUGUCUCAAAUGAAGAGCCGUUACCGUUAGAUGACAAGUUCCCGGAUGAGCACCUUUUUGAGGUGAAGACCACAGUUCCUUGGUAUGCCGACAUAGUCAAUUAUCUAGUUAUCGGGACCACACCUAAGGAGCUACCGAGAGUGAAGCGAGACAAGAUAAGGAGUGACUCCAAACACUACAUGUGGGACAAUCCUUAUUUAUGGAAGCAAGGUUCCGAUCAAAUCAUCUGGCGAUGUGUAAGUGACGAUGAGGUAACUUCCAUUUUAGAAUUUUGUCAUUCUUAUACAUGUGAAGGCCAUUUUGGCCCGACGAGGACAGCGCGUAAAGUUUUUGAGAGUGGCCUCUUUUGGCCACAUAUUCAUCGAGAUGCAUAUAUGUUUUGUAAAUCUUGUCCUCAUUGCCAACACACCGGAAAUCUUAGUAGUAAGGAUCAAAUGCCUUUGACCCCUAUUCAUGCUUGCGAGAUUUUCGACUUGUGGGGGAUUGAUUUCAUGGGCCCUUACCCAUGUUCUUUUGGUUUCUAUUACAUUUUACUUGCUGUCGAUUACGUCUCUAAAUGGAUAGAGGUGAAAGCGACAAGGACUGACAGUGCAAAAGAUGUUUCAGAUUUUGUGAAAGAUAAGAUUUUCUGCAAAUUUGGAGUCCCAAAAGUGGUGAUAAGCGAUAGGGUGCACUCAUUUUAUCAACAGUGUGAUGGCGGCUUUAUUCAAAAAGUAUGGUGUAAAGCACCGUAUAUCUACCGCCUACCACCCACAGACAAAUGGGCAAACGGAGGGAUCGAAUCGGGAGAUCAAGCAAAUUUUGGAAAAAACGGUAAACCCAAGUAG